UUUGAAGUUUUUUCAGCACCAAACAUUGUUGAGCCGUAUCACAGUGCGUGUUGCAGAUAAAGUGAAUAGUAUGGAUCAACCUAAAAUAGCCUCAUGUUUGUGUUAGACUCUGGAGAGGACUAUAUGUUCCCUGGAGAUUCUCAAAUGGUCUUUGGCUGCUCAGAAUUGUGACUUUUUUACCUUCAUUGUGAGGGCGCAAGGAUCUUUUUUUUACGCACGGCUGCCAACCUUUGCCAUUACCUCCGCAACUUAAACAUUGAUAAUGGGAGAAAAGGGCAGACCAAGGGGGCUUGAGGAGUCCCAGACCCGGGGUGCCUUUAGCAGUCAGGGCCAGGCACGGCCCGGUGAAUAACCGCGCGGCGACAGCAUGCCCUCUUGGCCCAAUCUCUCUGAGUGCCUCUCCCAUAACUGCAGCUGGGAGGAGACCCACAACGCCACAAAGAACGUUGACCUUGACCUCCCUCCUCUCAAUUACUACUCAAUCCCUCUCCUCACGGUCAUCACCAUCGCUUGCACGCUGCUGUUUCUGGUCGGGGUGGUCGGGAAUGUCAUGACUAUUUUGGUGGUCAGUAAGUACCGGGACAUGCGCACUACUACCAACCUGUACCUGUGUAGCAUGGCCGUAUCCGACCUGCUCAUCUUCCUCUGUAUGCCACUGGACCUCUACAGAAUGUGGAGGUACAGGCCCUGGCGGUUUGGGGACGCGCUCUGCAAGCUUUUUCAGUUCGUGUCAGAGUCGUGCACCUACUCCACCAUCCUGAGCAUCACCGCUCUGUCAGUGGAGCGCUACCUGGCCAUCUGUUUCCCGCUGCGUGCCAAGGCCCUGGUUACCAAAAGGCGGGUGCGUGCCCUUAUUCUUCUGCUCUGGACAGUGUCUCUACUGAGCGCCGGACCUGUGUUUGUGAUGGUGGGAGUAGAGCGUGACAACAUGGGGCCGACAAAUUUCAGUUCAGGGAUGAAUGAGACUGGCUUCUUCCUGGAGGCCGGGGACACCCGGGAGUGCAAGAUGACGCACUACGCUGUGGAGUCAGGCCUGAUGGGGGCCAUGGUGUGGUUGAGCUCUGUUUUCUUCUUCAUGCCGGUGUUCUGUCUCACAGUGCUCUACAGUCUCAUAGGCCGUCGGCUGUGGCAGAGACACAGAGAGACAAACAUCAGCUCCCGUGUGGCUCACCGCGACAAAAGCAACAGACAGACCAUCAAGAUGCUGGUGGUGGUGGUGCUGGCAUUUGUCCUUUGCUGGUUGCCGUUCCAUGUGGGUCGCUACCUGCAGUUCCGCUCACUGGACGCCCCGUCCCCGCUGCUGUCUUUGUUGUCCGAGUACUGCAGUUUGGUGUCCGUGGUUCUCUUCUACCUGAGCGCCGCCAUCAACCCCAUCCUAUAUAACACCAUGUCCUGGAAAUAUCGGGGCGCGGCGGCGCGCCUCUUCGGCCUGAUCGACAGCCAGCCCCCACGAGGCCGCACCGCCAGCACCGUUAAGGGGGACGGCUCGAACGGCUGGACGGAAUCCACAGUCAGCUUCUAAACGUAUGGCUGUCAAAAUGUCUGGACAUAAUUAGCCAUUAUUACUGUCAGGCCAGGGAGAAAACGGUUCUCUGAGCGUGAACGCGGCACUUGCCUUUGUUUGACCAGACUAAAAGAAACAGAGGAUGAGAACAAGGCAAGCCACAAAAAGCUACAAGCCACUAUUCACGUUGUCAACAUGCAUCAAUAAGAUUUUUUUCUGAAAUGGUUAAUUUUCUUGUUGGAUUUUUCAGAAAGUGCCACCCACUGUUCACACAACACACUCCUGCUGAAAAGCUGGACUGGUGAGGUGCAAGAUACACUGGCCUUAUACUGAUCCAAAUGUUCAAACGUCCAAAUGCCCCCCCAUAUAUAUAUCAAUAAUUGCCUUAUAUUGUAUUCAUAUUCUGGAAGACAGAAAGCACUGUAGAACUUGUGGCACUUCUCUGUAUGCCUUUGGAGAGGGGCAGAGGUGCAGUGUGUGUGUGUGUGUGUGUGUGUGAGAGAGAGAGAGAGAAUUUGCAUGUGUGUAUUGCGUGCCAGGUGUCACCCUUUUAAAUGUGAUUCAUGUAAUUUGUUUUAGAAAGUGUGAGGAUGUAAGUGUACUGUGAAAUUCAGAGUCCUGUGUAGCCAGGUAGUAAGGAGCAGUGGGUGUCAAUAUCAAUGUUGGGAGUUUCAUAAAUGGAAGCCACAAAGCAAGUUGAUGUUAAGGAUUGUGAGACAGUUUACAGAAUGCAAACAUUUCUAAGAAAUGCAUAAUUAUAUCUGUAAUUAUUGUAAUUAUACAUAAUUCUUGUUAAAUGAUCAACAUUAUUCAAGCCACAGACUCUUGCUGCUUAAAAGAAGUCAUUAAAAAAAGCAAUGUACAUGAGUAGGUUUUGAGAAGCUAUCACUGAAUGUUGAGUGGUCACUUAGUGCAGUGCAUUUUUAAAAAUGUCGUUUUAGUGCAUUUGACAAAGAAAGCUGAUUGGUGUUACUGCAAAAAUCAACAUGACAGUGGCCAUAAACGCCUCAGUUUUCUGAGUCACCAUUCAAACUUUGCUGAUUUCAGCCAUCUCAGGUGUACUGAUGUCAGUUACGUUCAUACAAAAUACAGCAAAGGGCCUUUUUUAUUUUAUUACAACUGUGUUGGCACAAUGUUUUAAGCUCUGGAUCCAAUCAUACAAAACAUGUAGCAGAUUUGUCAUCCGUCAUUUGUCUGAUUUGGCAAGAUUCGUUAUGCUAUGUGAAACGAUGUUCAGCUUUGGUAAGUAAUGAAAACAGUUGGCCAGGUGGAGUAGCUUUUCAUUUUUCCCCAGUCACACUGUCAUAAAAGUUAAAGAGCAGUCAACCUGGAGAAUUAGCUGCGUUGUGGAUUCCCAGUCAUCUUUAGCACAAAUUGUUCCCCACUCCUUAAGCUGUUGAGUGUGAACAGGCAGAGUGACUUCUUCAAUUGUUAAAUCAAACACAUGCAAUGUAAGUUAUAUCAUGUGUGUCUUACUUUUCUUGUUUAUUGAUUUGCUGCCAGUUGAGAUUUUAAAUAUUUUCAAAUAAAGGGCAUGGUGAGACUGCAUGGGUGCCCAGUGAAAACUACUUUCAUUGGUGACUUUAUAGUCCAUGAUGGUGUGUGAACUGAAAUAGAAACAUUCUGAUGUGCCAAAGGUGCCAAACUUCACAAAAUGUCACACUAUUCUACAAGAAAGUUUUAAAAAUAGCCUUUCUUAAUAUAUCCACAAGAUAAUGCAAGAAAUGGCAAAAAUAAAUAAUAAAUAAAUGUGAUUUUAUUUUGUAAUGUGUCAUGCACUCUUUUGGACAAAGAGGAUGAGUGAACUAUCUAUAAGUGAUGAUGUUGUGCUUGCUUUAACUUGUAAAUAGAUGCUUUGUAAUGCUAUACACUCAAUGCUGUACACUCAGAUGGUUUCAGCAGUCCAAAUCACCGCAGCAGCCUCCACUAAUCUGCACUAGAUUUCAAAACAUGGCCUCCUGGCUCUGAAGAAUGUAUCUCUGUUAAUGAAUGUUUCUGACUGUACAUACCUAUGUCAUGACAUACUAUUACUAAUCUACAGGAUGUAUACUAAU
This is a messenger RNA of Micropterus dolomieu (smallmouth bass), 3558 nucleotides long. It is a transcript of the gene ghsra, whose product is annotated as growth hormone secretagogue receptor a. Gene Ontology annotation, cellular component: plasma membrane. The coding region runs from base 368 to 1522 and encodes 384 amino acids. The transcript has 2 exons. The record is from RefSeq and is a predicted model, not a curated record. NCBI's taxonomy places the organism in Eukaryota, Metazoa, Chordata, Actinopteri, Centrarchiformes, Centrarchidae. Gene Ontology annotation, molecular function: growth hormone secretagogue receptor activity. Gene Ontology annotation, biological process: hormone-mediated signaling pathway; G protein-coupled receptor signaling pathway.